Prosopis cineraria is the source of this 673-nucleotide messenger RNA. RefSeq lists its product as uncharacterized. The record is from RefSeq and is a predicted model, not a curated record. The transcript has a single exon. Gene Ontology annotation, molecular function: calcium ion binding. NCBI's taxonomy places the organism in Eukaryota, Viridiplantae, Streptophyta, Magnoliopsida, Fabales, Fabaceae. Bases 33 to 449 code for a protein of 138 amino acids.
CAGAUUCCUUUUUCUCCAUUACAGGCAAAAAUAUGAGCGUAGAAAUUCUAGACGGUUCCACAAUAGUCAACUUUGUGGAGGACAAAGAAGCCUUUCACGUAUCAGUGAGCGAUCUGUUUGCUCAGCUUGAUACUGACAAGGACGGUCUUCUGUCAUACGGUGAGAUGCUGAAGGAGUUGAAGAGGCUUAGGGUUUUCGAAACUCACUUUGGGAUCGACGUGAAGAUUGAAGCAGACGAGGCUGGUCGUGUUUAUGAGUCAAUGUUUGUGCAGUUCGAUCAUGACCUGAAUGGAAGAGUUGAUCUGAGAGAGUUCGAAGCAGAGACGAAGAAGAUGAUGAUUGCUAUGGCUCAUGGCAUUGGCUUUGUUCCUCUUCAGAUGGUUCUCGAACCUGAUAGCCUCCUCCUGCAAGCUGUUCAGAGAGAGUCCAUGGUUCCACUUGCGGCUUAAUUAUUCUAAUUCUCUUCACAAAAUGAAAAUCCAAUUUAUGUUCUUGGAUCAGUUUUCAAAAUUCUUUAGACCUUGUAUUUUUCAUUUCUAGUCAUUUUUUGUAAUCAAUUUAUUUCAAUCCAGUUGAAAACUACUGAUGUAUUGUGAUUUUAUUGCGACGUAUCGUCUGAUUCAAUUUUGGUUGUAAGUUUUUGUUAUAUUAUAUUAUGAAUCCUUUAUUGCAA